This is a messenger RNA of Neltuma alba, 2006 nucleotides long. RefSeq names its product plant intracellular Ras-group-related LRR protein 5. The record is from RefSeq and is a predicted model, not a curated record. Bases 16 to 1734 code for a protein of 572 amino acids. Gene Ontology annotation, cellular component: cytoplasm. The transcript is spliced from 3 exons. NCBI's taxonomy places the organism in Eukaryota, Viridiplantae, Streptophyta, Magnoliopsida, Fabales, Fabaceae. Gene Ontology annotation, molecular function: protein binding.
AAGGUAGCACUGCCGAUGAUUAUUCCAAUCCGCUUCCUUUGUCCAGGGAGGUCAGACUCAGAAACCAGAACACUUCGUAAAACCAGCUCCUUCCCUCAUCUCUUUGCUUCAUCCUCCACCUUGGUCGAGGCGGAGCGGAGAAAACAACCUUACUCUAUGGCCAUGGUGCCAACGAAGGACCCGCCAUCACCGGCCUUUCUCGCCACCGUUGACGAGAUUACGAGAAUUUACCGAUCGCUUCCGCUCCGACCUUCGAUUGAAGAAGUCGAAGCUGCCACUUCUGCCAUCGAAACUAUCGAUAGCGAGGAGAAUAUGAAGCUCCAGGAAAUCUCAAUGCAGCAAGUACCCCAUGGUGUUCCCGAGCAGCUGUUCUCUCUGUUACAAGAAUUGAAGAAGACCGUGGUCUUGUUCCAGAGCCAUGAACAGAGGAAAGAACCUCUUCACCUUCUUCAACAAGAGAAGAUGUUUCAGACCCUUGCUGAUCUUAUUCAGAGGGCUGCUCAAUUCGUUUCUGGGGACGCUACGGAACCGGAACCGCCCAAAUUGGCCGAACCAGCGGGGAAAAUCGAGACAGAUGUUGGUAUCGGUGAUGAGAGUCUGCUGAAGGGAAAGGAAGACGGAGAAAAAAUGGAGAAAAUCAAUCUCGAGGUUGAAAGAAGAUCCUCCUCGAAGAUAUCUUUCUCUGCUGAUGAUGGAAACUCCGAUAAAUUAAGUCUCAUGAAAGUGGCCACGGUUAUUGAAAACUGUGCUAAUAGUGGAGCAGCAAUCCUUGAGCUCAGAGGGAGACUUGUGGACCAGAUGGAAUGGUUGCCUGUUUCAAUUGGGAAACUCUCUUAUGUCUGUGAGAUGGACUUAUCUGAGAACAGAAUCAUGGCUCUUCCUUCCACCUUUGGGGAUCUCAAGGCCUUAACAAAGGUUGAUCUUCAUGCCAACCAGCUUAUAAACCUUCCGCACUCGUUUGGGGAAUUGAUCAACCUCACUGAUCUUGACCUCCGCGGGAAUAGAUUGAGAUCACUGCCAGCUUCUUUUGAAAAGUUGGAGAAUCUCAUUGAUCUGGACUUGAGUUCAAAUGAAUUCACAAAGUUACCUGAUUUGAUUGGGAAUUUAAGAAGCUUGAGGAGAUUAAAUGUUGAGACAAACGAACUUGAGGAGCUACCUUACACAAUUGGAAAUUGCUCAUCACUCUCAGAGUUGAGAGUAGAUUUUAAUCAGCUCAGAGCCCUUCCUGAGGCAAUUGGGAAUCUUGAGUUGUUAGAGAUUUUAACUCUGCACUAUAACAGAAUUAAAAGGUUGCCUACUACAAUGGGGAACCUGUGCAGAUUGAAGGAACUUGAUGCUAGCUUUAAUGAACUGGAAUUUUUACAGGAGAACCUAUGUUUUGCUGUGAGUCUGAAGAAAUUAAAUGUGUCGAAUAACUUUGCAGACCUAAGAGCCUUGCCAAAAUCAAUUGGGAAUCUUGAAAUGCUUGAGGAAUUGGAUAUAAGUGAUGAUCAAAUAAAAGCGUUACCAGAGUCUUUCAGGUUCUUGUCCAAAUUGCGAGUAUUUCGUGCUGAUCAGACUCCUCUCGAGGUACCGCCCAGAGAAGUGGUCAAGUUGGGUGCUCAGGAAGUUGUGCGGUACAUGGCCGAUUUUGUAGCCAAGAGGGAUGCGAAAUUUCUGAUACCAAAGAAGAAGAAGAGGGGGUUUUGGUUCUGGUUUUGCUCAAUAUUUUGUCCCCAGCAGAGACGACUUUAAAUGAAACUAUGCCGUUAAGUUCUCUCACGUUACAUUUAACCCUCUUAUGUGAUUUGGUAAGCCUCUCUGAGGGGAACUGUUCAAUAGUUGUGGACUUUUGCUUAAUCGUGCUGCGAGUGUUUUCAUCAUAACACCGUAAAUCUAUGGUGUGCCUGUCAGUUGUAAAUGAAAUGGACGAAAACAAAAUAAUGUGAUAGUAAUAACAGGAACAUCAUCCUGCUUGUGCUUUGUAUAAAAUCUUGUCUUUAUGUUGUGAUUCGUGAUUUCAUAUA